This is a messenger RNA of Sphenostylis stenocarpa, 453 nucleotides long. Lineage: Eukaryota; Viridiplantae; Streptophyta; Magnoliopsida; Fabales; Fabaceae. The record is from the annotation of a GenBank genome assembly.
AUGUCUCUGCCGUUAGAUGUGGUAAUCGUUUCAUCGUGUCAAACUCGUUCUGACGUGUUAAACCCCAAUCUUAUGACUUAUUUAGAUACAACCAAAUUUUACAGGCUGGAAAAACUUGUCACUGGUGGCCUCGAAAAUGAUAACACCACCGAGACCAGGCGCGUGGUAAGAACCGACAUUUCUCCUCCUACUCUUCCCAGAGUCACACUUACACUGAUUUGUUCUUCCUCACUUCCCUCAAAGAGAACGUAUGAUACGCUCUUCACAUCCGCGCGUGGGUCCAACAUUCUCCUAAACAAACAUCGCUUUACAUUAUUUGGCCGCGAAUCAGCAAAAGUACUCACUUUGUUCACACUUUUUCUACUUCAACUUCUCACUCUCCUCUCUCUUUCCGUUCAGCUACACACUCAAACCCAUUUUCUCAGAGACAGUGAAGGCUUUCGCUGCAGCUAG